AGUUCUAUUCCAUUCCAUUCCCCAAAUCCCGUUCCAAACACAACAUAAAACUCCACCAUCUCCCGCCAUGACACCCACUCUUCCCUUGGUCUAUUCGCUUGAUUUUCCCUCUCUCGUUAGAAAUUAAGCAAUCGAGGAAGAUGGAGCUUACGGUGAUAGAUCUGUCUACGUAUUUGGAGAUCGCCCCCCAACUCGACAACAACUCGGCGGGCCAACUAGGGCCGGAACUCCGGGAUCUGUGCGGGGAGGUGAGUCGAGUGCUGAGGGAGACCGGGGCCUUGCUGGUGAAGGAUCCGAGGUGCACCGUGGAGGACAAUGAUCGAUUCAUAGAUAUGAUGGAGGAAUACUUUGAGAGACCCCCGGAGUUUAAACGCCUUCAGGAGCGCCCUCACCUGCAUUACCAGGUUGGCGUAACACCAGAGGGAUUGGAAGUCCCAAGAAGCCUGGUUGAUGAAGAGAUGCAAGAUAAACUAAGAGCAUUGCCUAAAGAUUCCCAGCCGUUGACUCCUCUUGGACCGGAUCCCAAGUGGCGAUACAUGUGGAGAAUAGGUCAUCGCCCAUCAAACACCCGUUUUAAGGAGCUCAACUCAGCUCCUGUCAUACCUGAGGGAUUUCCUGAAUGGAAAGAUACCAUGGAUUCAUGGGGACACAAAAUGAUCUCAGCAAUAGAGGCUGUUGCUGAAAUGGCAGCAAUUGGGUUUGGCUUGCCAAAGGAUGCUUUUACUUCAUUGAUGAAGCAGGGACCGCAUCUUCUUGCUCCAACAGGGAGCAACCUCCGACUAUAUGGCCAGGAGGGCACUGUUUUUGCUGGAUAUCAUUAUGACCUCAACUUUCUUACUAUUCAUGACAGAAGUAGAUUUCCCGGCCUCAACAUUUGGCUCAAGAAUGGGGAGAAAGUUGGGGUGAAGGUUCCUGUGGGAUGUCUACUCAUUCAGACAGGAAAGCAGAUAGAGUGGUUGACUUCUGGUGACUGCAUGGCUGGCAUGCACGAAGUUGUUGUCACAAGCAAGACAACGGAAGCAAUCAAAUUAGCAUCAGAGCAAAAUCGCAGUCUAUGGAGAGUUUCCUCAACUUUGUUUUCCCACAUUGCAUCGGAUGCCAUGUUGAAGCCUUUAGGCCACUUCUCAGAAUCACGACUUGCGAGCAAAUACCCACCCAUGUGUGCAGGAGAGUUUGUUGAACAAGAGUUAGCAGUGAUCAAUUUGAAAGGAAAGAAAGGCAACUCUUAGUAGUAUGUUGAAUAAGAAAGUCUCAUUGUUGUUAUUUCCAGGACGACGAUGUUACAGCAUCUAUUGCCUAUGGGAGUUGGACUAAGCUGCGAUAAAUAGAAACAUUGGAGACAUUUUUCAAAUAAUUUGCGGAAGCCACAGGAAAAUUAUUCCGGAGUGUAAUGUUGGGGAUGGUAUGCGUUGCAUCUUGUUUAAUGACAUUUCUGAAAUUUUCAGUGUUUACUCCGAUCCGUACACCUGUGGAAAAUUUAACUUUCAUGAAAAGCUGAUUGGUUCCAAGGUGAGAGUUCAAAGUUUCUUGAUCUGAAUUUUUCCCCCCUUGUUGAUAUGAUGAAUGUCUUAUCUAUCUUCUUAA
Messenger RNA from Tripterygium wilfordii, 1584 nucleotides. RefSeq lists its product as uncharacterized. Bases 141 to 1229 code for a protein of 362 amino acids. The record is from RefSeq and is a predicted model, not a curated record. The transcript is spliced from 7 exons. NCBI's taxonomy places the organism in Eukaryota, Viridiplantae, Streptophyta, Magnoliopsida, Celastrales, Celastraceae.